AGGUCAGACCACCACCCAACCAGACCAGUAUGGCUAUCGAAAGGCAAAAGACCCAUAUCGGAGCCAGCUCAGCACAAGGCAUGGCUCAAUUGCAAGAAUCCCAAAGUAUGCCUCCCACGGCACAGAGCCAAGUAACCCCGUUUGUUACAAUGCCUACAGGUCACAGUGAAACUACUCAGGUCCCCGUGGCGUUUCGCACACCAGCUGUUGUGCAAGCUAGGAAACGUAAAAAGGUCAGACCACCACCCAAACAGACCAGUAAUGCUAUCGAAAGGAAAAAUACCUAUAUUGGAGCCAGCUCAGCACAAGGCACGGUUCCAUUGGGAGAAACCCAAAGUAUGCCUCCCACGGUACAGAGCCAAGUAUCCCCGUUUGUUCACAAAAACCAAGGAGAUGGGCUACAUGAGGCUGAUAAGUACAGAGAUGAAAAAAGGCCUGAAGCUAAAGAAGGCAAAAAGUCGGACGGAAUAAUUUGCAGUGAUGAGUUACAGCCGGUUGAGGAGUUGGUUGAAGACAGCGAUGCAGAUGCCAGGGAGGUAACUCAUUAUUAUGGAGAUGUAAACGACGAAGUCAGUGGUAAUGUAAUUCAUGCAAAUGAGGUCAUGGAAUAUCACUACAGUUGUGAAAGUGAUGCUGACAUGGAAAAAUAUAUCGAAUAUGCCACGUCUGAUGAUGAGAAGGAUGAGCUACAUCGGACAGGGGAAGUGGUUGAGGAACAAAGCAAUGUCUGCCCUGCGGGAGAAAGCGAGGAGACUGGAGAGUAUGGUAUUGGGGAAGACGAAGCCUCGGACACGAUGAUUAUCAAAGAUGAUGACAUUGAAACAUCUCUUGACGAGGAAGGUGUUUUUUUAUUCAGUGAAACAUCUCUUGAUGAGAAAGAUGUGAUCAUAAUGAAGAAGUAG
Molecule: messenger RNA, 902 nt
Organism: Lineus longissimus
Lineage: Eukaryota; Metazoa; Nemertea; Pilidiophora; Heteronemertea; Lineidae
Exons: 3
Coding region: 30-902 (290 amino acids)
Source: RefSeq, a predicted model, not a curated record